Messenger RNA from Entamoeba invadens IP1, 1051 nucleotides. RefSeq names its product protein serine/threonine kinase. The transcript has 4 exons. The annotation marks the transcript as partial. The record is from RefSeq and is a predicted model, not a curated record. NCBI's taxonomy places the organism in Eukaryota, Evosea, Mastigamoebida, Endamoebidae.
AUGAUUAUGCGAUUAUUGUCGUUGCUAUUUAUGUUUAUUAAUUUAUCUUUAACCAUAAACAAUUGUAACUAUGAUGAAUGUGCUCGUUGUACUGCUGGUUUGUGUGAUAGAUGUAAAGAGGGAAGUCAUAAAGACCGUGCAUAUUUGUAUUGUUACAAAUGUAGAAAGGGAUGCCACACAUGUACAACUGAAUUGUUUUGUACAAGUUGCCAAGAUGGUUAUUUUUUAGAUUAUGUAUCAACAACAUCUCAAAUAUGUUCAGUAUGUCCUUCAAAUUGUGAAACUUGUUCAAAUUUGACAAAUUGUUUUAUUUGUAAAGAAGGUUUUUAUCUUCAUACUAAUCAAUGUAUAAGCUGUGAAAACAAUUGUAAAUCGUGUACAAAUUCGUAUAAUUGUCUUAGAUGCUCUCGUGGAUUCAAAUUAGUUGAUGGUGUAUGUCUUCCGUGUUUUAAAAUUGGAUGUGUAAAUGAUUGCCAAGAUGGGAUGUAUUAUAAUACAACCACACAAACAUGUCGAAGUUGUUUAAAUGAAUGUUUAACUUGCAAUACAGAAUAUGAAUGUACUUCGUGUAAUACUUUUUACGCUUUAUAUAAUUCGAAAUGUGUUUUAUGUAACCAAAUUAUUCCUGGUUGUAUUACUUGUUCAAAUAUAACGACAUGUUUAAGUUGUGAUGUUCAUUAUAGAUUAUUAGAUAAUAACACGUGUUCUGUAUGUCCAAUGAAAUAUCAAACAAAUGGUGUAGAUACUUGUAGUAACAUGGAUUAUCCAAGAAAUUGUCAAAGCGGAUAUGUUGAUCCAUAUGAUUUAUGUGAUAAAAAUUGUUCAGAUAAUUGCCACACUUGUAACUAUAAUAAUACAACUUUAUGUUUAUCAUGUAAAAUUGGAUAUUAUUAUGAUAAGUCAUCAAGUACAUGUCACGCAUGUACAACGAAUUGUGAUUUUUGUUCAAGUACGAGUUGUUUAAGAUGUUCAGAAAAUUUCAUUUUACAUUCUGGUGUUUGUAUACCUUGUAGUGAACACCGUGGAUGUUCUAAAUGCAACAACAACGAAU